Molecule: messenger RNA, 618 nt
Organism: Ophidiomyces ophidiicola
Lineage: Eukaryota; Fungi; Ascomycota; Eurotiomycetes; Onygenales; Onygenaceae
Gene: SEC4
Product: GTP-binding protein
Exons: 3
Coding region: 1-618 (205 amino acids)
Biological process (GO): protein secretion; regulation of exocytosis; protein localization to plasma membrane
Cellular component (GO): plasma membrane; endosome
Molecular function (GO): GTPase activity; GTP binding
Source: RefSeq, a predicted model, not a curated record
AUGGCCGGGACUAGAAAUUAUGACUUUCUCAUUAAACUCCUACUUAUUGGAGACUCUGGUGUUGGUAAAUCUUGCUGCCUACUUCGAUUCAGCGAAGACUCCUUCACGCCAUCUUUCAUCACUACAAUCGGCAUUGAUUUUAAGAUCCGCACCAUAGAACUCGAUGGCAAACGCGUGAAACUACAAAUAUGGGAUACAGCAGGCCAGGAAAGAUUCCGGACGAUCACGACUGCUUAUUAUCGUGGCGCGAUGGGUAUACUUCUUGUUUAUGAUGUCACAGAUGAAAGAUCAUUUAAUAAUAUCAAAACUUGGUUCUCUAAUGUUGAACAGCACGCUUCGGAAGGUGUACAUAAGAUGUUGAUUGGUAAUAAAUGCGAUUGGGAGGAGAAACGAGCCGUAUCUACCGAACAAGGCCAGCAGUUGGCAAAUGAACUUGGAAUUCCCUUCCUCGAAGUGUCUGCAAAAAACAAUAUCAAUGUCGAUAAGGCGUUUUACAACUUAGCCUCGGAGAUUAAGAAGGUUAUGGAUACAUCGAAGGCAGAGCAGUCGGCUUCUCACGGAGUCACCAUAGAUCAAGGCAAUGGAACAGGAAGCGGGCUGGGGAACAAGUGUUGCUAA